AUGUGGUACACGGCGAUUCCCUAUCAUUCGAUGUGUGAUCAAAGAGGGGGUAGUAACAAGUUUGAAAUAACCGAAGGAGACAAUGCUAUUGUCACUGGAACAGUACGAAUUCCAACCAAUAUUCAAAGUGAAAAAAUAUGUGUUAACCUUGUUGAACAUGUUGACGAAAAAGAAGAAAUGAAUACCAAAGAUAUUUAUAAAGAAUUAAGGCUCCGUGGUUAUCAAUAUACCGGUGUAUUUCGUGGUUUAAAAAGCUCAUCAAUUACGGGAUCGAACGGUCACAUCGUUUGGACAUACAAUUGGGUAACAUUUAUAGAUAAUAUGUUACAGAUGAUGAUUUUAGGAAAGAAUACAAGAAGUCUUCUACUUCCUACAAGAAUUCGCAAAUUGACAAUUGAUCCGAAAUAUCACAUGCAGUUAAUGAGGCUUAUUCAUGAUUAUCCAAUUGAAGAAAAACAAUUUUCUGUUCGUCAUUAUAAGUUUCUAGACGCUAUAAUAUCCGGAGGAAUAGAAAUUUGUGGUACUGUGGCCACAUCUAUAUUUCAGCGACAGAAAUCAGUUAAUACUGUUCUUGAAGAAUAUAAAUUUGUUGCCCACCAUGAUUUAGAAACUAUGUCAUUACAAGAUGCAAUAAGAAUGGCAGUACACAUUGCACUUGAAUGUUACAAUAUGAUAAAUGUGAAAAUUAUCGAAUUUGUCGAAGAUACAGAUAAAAUAAUAUUAGAAGAUUUAAAUUUUCCACUCGUGAAUGAAAUCUUAAGUAAUUUACCGCAGAUUCGACAUCAUACUAAACUUGUAAUGUCUCAUGAAAAAUUCCAAAAUAUUUUUUUACCAAACAAUGUUUCUACAACGGAGAUUACUAAGUUGUCCAGAGACGAAAAUUGUUUGAUGGUCAUUGGUUUCAAUAUUUUGACAAAAAAUAGUAAAAAAUUAUAUGAACAGUUAUUGUCUCUGUUAAUGCCGCAAGGUUUUUUACUAACUCUGGAGGAAUCCAUUGCAGUCUACAAUGAUUCAUGCUUGAAAACAUAUGAAUUGGAUAUUAUACUAAAGAAAAAAAUAAACAAAAAGACACUUUUAUUGUUAAGAAAAACACAAAAUGUUACGAGAAAUCAGCGGAUUGUACAUGUAAACAAUUAUAAUUUUUCAUGGGUAGAUGAACUGAAAUCAAUCAUGAUUAUGCAAAAUGAGAUUAGUGUAGAUAUGAGAAUCAUAUUAGUCGCGGAAGGGGAUUUUGAAUGCGGGUUACUAGGUCUUAUUAACUGUUUGCGAAAAGAACCAGGAGGCGAAAUGAUUAGAGGCAUAUUUAUUCAAGAUGACAAAGCAUCCACUUUUUCUUUGCAAGACCCAUUGUACAUGAAACAGCUGCUGUUGGAUCUGCCUAUUAAUGUUAUACGUUCCGGUAACAUUUGGGGAUCCUAUAGGCAUUUUCCAUUACCAUCGUUGGAACAAAAAUGUGUACAGAAUGCUCAUAUCACACAAAUGGUAAAAGGAGAUCUAAGUACUCUUUGUUGGGUACAAAACAGAGUACCUAUUGGCUUUAAGCAUAAAGAUUUCAUUAAUGUAGUUUAUGCGCCUCUCAAUUUUAAAGAUAUUAUGUUGGCUACUGGAAGAAUUGCCGCCGAAUCUAUUGGAUUUUUUGAACGUGAUUAUGAUUUUCUACUAGGCCUAGAAUAUAUUGGAUUUAAUAUGCAUGGACAAAGAAUAAUGGGACUAACUUCAUACGGGUAA
Molecule: messenger RNA, 1728 nt
Organism: Wasmannia auropunctata (little fire ant)
Lineage: Eukaryota; Metazoa; Arthropoda; Insecta; Hymenoptera; Formicidae
Product: fatty acid synthase-like
Exons: 4
Coding region: 1-1728 (575 amino acids)
Source: RefSeq, a predicted model, not a curated record